CGCUGCUGGCUGUGCCGUCCCUUUACGCAGAGAGUAUUACGCAUCACUGGACUAUAGAGCGAGGACCCGCACGCUGUUUGUGCCCAAAAGUAUUUCAGGAACCAUUCGUCACCCAUCCAUCCCGGACUGCUUUGGACCUAAACACACCCCGCGUUUUUUUUUUUUACCAGAAGUCUGGACAACUACUCUUCUUUCCUUCCUCCCCUUUUCACCCGUGGAUCUAUCGCUCCCGAAACGCGCGCUCCUCGUGCUUUAAAAUGCAAGUCGGACGCAAGUCGUGUUGGAGGCAAUUGCAGGCUUCUUUUUUCAGACUGCUGUGUCUUAUCCCCACAGGAUUCCCCGUCCGGAGUGUGGAUAUGCAGCGGGCCACCGACAACAUCACGAUCCGCCAGGGCGACACGGCGAUCAUAAGGUGUUACGUUGACGACAAAGUGUCCAAGGUGGCCUGGCUCAAUCGAUCCAACAUCAUCUUCGCGGGCCAGGACAAGUGGUCCCUGGACCCCAGAGUAGAUCUGGUCACCAAAGGACAGCUGGAGUACAGCCUACGCAUACAAAAGGUGGAUGUUUAUGACGAGGGCUCGUACACCUGCUCCAUACAGACCAAGCAGCAGCCCAAGACCUCGCAGGUCUACCUCAUCGUACAAGUUCCAGCCAACAUCUACAAGGUGUCAGAAGACAUCACGGUGAACGAGGGCAGCAACGUGACACUCAGUUGUUUGGCCAGCGGCAGGCCGGACCCCACAAUCACUUGGCGGCUGCUCAACCCCUCAGCGGAGCCGCUGGACGGAGAAGAAUACCUGGACAUUAUAGGUAUCACGCGAAACCAGGCGGGUCGUUACGAAUGCAAGGCCAGCAACGACGUCGCCACGCCCGAUGUCAAAUACGUCAAUGUGGUUGUCAACUACCCUCCGACAAUAAAGAAAACCCAGAGCUCGGAGACUCCGGUGGGUCGCAUGGGGACGCUGCAGUGCGACGCCACCGCUGUGCCCACACCAGAGUUCGAAUGGUACAGAGACGAAAAAAGGCUGUCCAAUUCCCAGGGCAUCAACAUCCAAAUUCUUGGCACCACCACCAUUCUCAUGAUUGCCAAUGUCACCGAGGAGGAUUAUGGGAACUACACCUGCGUGGCCUCAAACCGACUGGGCGUCCAGAAUGCCAGCCUUUUCCUCUAUAGACCUGGGACGGGUCGAGAUAUCAACGGCUCUGCCUGUGUAUCUCAAUCACUGUGGCUCCUGCUAGCCUCCUGCGCCUGCCUUUUCUUCAAGUGUUAAUACCGCUGUCCUCCUCUUCCUCUUCCUCCCCCAUCCCGGCCUUCCUUCCUCCCCUUCCUCCUCCUCCUCCUCCUCCUCCUCCUCCUUCUCUCCGACUCACCGACAUCCUUAUUGCUACCUUAUUACCAACUUUUACCGCCCUCCUCCUCCCCCCCAGACUGUUUGCAUCAUGAUACAUAAACCUUACAGUAUGUGCUCUCCAGCACUGCUUACUGAUAUUAUGAAAAGCGAUGGGUUACGAGUAAAAUGUUAUAGGAACAACUAAAAAAAAAAAAAAAAUGAAGGACAGAACAAGCAAACAGUGCUCUUUUAAAGAAUUGUUCUUUUUAAUUCGUAUGCACUUCUUUGUUUCUGCUAUAUCUUGUCUUCGGGGUCUGGACGGGGAUCUGUUGUAUUUUUUGUCCUCAUGGGAAUGAAAACAGAGGCAGCCCGCUCACUCGGAUGCCAACAAUCAUUUGUCUCUAGAAGUGCUGAAGACAUGAGGUAUAUUUCUUCUUACUCCCAUAGAUGCAUUAUGUUAACUUAAAUUGUAGAUUUAACCGAGUGUUUAACCAGUGCAUUAAUGAGCGACAUGCAAACUCUCUGCCAAAUAUACAUCUGAAACUAACACACACACACACAGAAAUCAAAGGGAAACUCCUGCAGCUGAUUAAAGCUUUGGUAUUGAAGUCUGUGCUACCAUAAUCCGACACCACUAAGACCGAGACACAAAUGUAGAGCAUUGGCCAGAUUUCUCUCCGAUCGAUGGCGCCGUUUUGCAGAUGCAGCAGUCGGUCGGGUUGCUGCAGUCGAGCCCAGAAAUCGCAGUUUAUAGAAUGAUCCUGCUGAGCUAAACCACGAGGAAGCUAGUUUAUCUGGUGAUGGAUAUCUAUCUAUCCUCAUUCAGUGGCUUUGCAACCAACUCGCCUUUUAUUCCAAAAAAAAAAAAAAAAAGAAAUUCAUUUGUUUUUCUUUUGCGAAUGGAAAAAAAGAAACAGAACUCACAGUAGGGUACAACGACGCGUACUGUACAUAGUAAAAAUUUUGUAUUUCUCUACGAUAAGCAGCUGCCGCCGUAACAGCAGGAAGCGGAGGCUGCGGAUGCACGCGGCCUGUUGGACGACCAGGCAGGCGUCGCCGUGCGGGUCGCCCCGGCCCGGCGGCGGGCUGCACCGCUACACACUGUACCGCACACAGUGUCCGCUUUUAGUUUAUGAGUUUUAGGAUCAUUCUUCUAUACUGCUGGAAUUUGGAUAAAAAUGUAUGACACCAAUGAAUGACUUACUUUUUAGUUUUUCUCAAAAAAAAAGUGUGUGUGUUUUAAUAUGAAAUGGUACCGAAAAAUUCAUAAUAUAUUGCUAUUGAGGUUAUUUUUCUUUUUUUUUUGUCUUUACCUCAUUCAUUUUAGUUGUCUGUAUAUAUAUACUUGAAUCCAAUGUCCUUAUAUAUGAAAAGGCAAAUUUUCUGUGUCUGACUAGGGUAGAAAUUUGUUGAGGAUUGUAGAUCUCUCGAACCCUGAUCUAUCACGUCCGCCCAAGCCCAUUAGACGUUUUAAAAAACAAAAAAAAAGGUCUAGCAUAAAAAGAAGGUAGUUCUGUGCCGUUCUUAUUGUACCUAUCCUUGAGUUUAAACAAGUGCUGGCUUACAUGAUGUUAGACAGACUGGAGUGUUUCGCUCCUGAUGCUCCUCCGUGUUCCAGGAAUUCAGUAUGAGAGCAGAAACCAAAACGAAUACUGAAUCCGAUUCCCCCUCGACGGCCAUCCAGGCCAUUUAGCUGACGGCCCCGUUUUUACAAAGUAGGACCAUUAAAUCACACGUCGCGUAGAAGAUUUUCCCAUCGUACCUUUGCCAAAGCUUUGGCCGAUCACUGAUUUCUUUUAUUUCCUUACGAACAAAUUGGUUAAAUGUGUUGAUAUUUUGUAAAACUCACACGAAGAUCUCUCCAAGAGUGCAGUUCUUAGAGGAAGCAGCUCAGAGGCCACAGCUGUUGACGAGACAUACUGAAGCCGGUGCACUAUUAGCCACCUUCUUCUCUGCCAUCCGUUCUGACCUACUGUCAGGUGACUAAUAGGACUCCGGCGCCCGGCUCAGCUCCUCGACUGGAAGUGUGUUCGCGUCUCCGCCGAGAUAGUACUAGUACUGUAAAACACACGUGUAAUUAAUGUCAUCCUCGUCAUGCAUUCAAAGACUUGUUCCCAGUGUUUUUAGUGUAAAUGCUUCUGAGGCCAUGGCUGUGUGACAUUGUAGUGUUGGUAACGCCAUCUGAUCCAGUCUAAUUUUCAUGGGUGGAAGUGUAGAAGCAAAGACUGAAACCUGAAAAAAAAAAAAAGCCAGUUCCAAUCAAACCGAAGCAUUUAAACAGCUCCAUUUCUAUCAGCUCCAUCAACAAAAACAACAAUAUCUCACAAUCAGAUUCUUCAGUCUAAGAAAGACGCUUGUUCUUAUGCUUUCGUCGUGCUUUUUUUAAUUUAUUUUUUACAACUGAACAAGGGACUCCUGAUGUUUUUGUACUACAUUGGUAUUUCUGCAGACUCUCUGACUGCUUCUUAGCCUCCGGCUAGCCCAUACUUGAGGAUGUUACUGUAGUUUAUCAGCAACAGCUAUCUUCUUACUGUAAUAAGAAGCGAAUGAUCUGGAAGCUGUGGUGAAAUAGUUCUUCAUGAUCGGUUUGCAUGAGCGGGGUCUGUGCUACGCGUCUGAUCCGGUGAGUCGAAUUGGAAAAGAAAAACAAAAACCACUCAGGGCAGAGCAAGGCUGGCCUUGGGCAGAUGGGCAGACAAAGUAAAAGAUGUUUUUUUUUGUGGUUGUUUUUUUUGUCGUUUUGCUGGAGGAGACUCUGACAGACCGCCAGAGCAGGUCUCGCUCUCCAAACUGUGCUCAGCGUUUAUUUUAACCUGCUCGGGAUGCAUGAUCGCUGCGUCGCGGCAAACAGUCUGUUGAUUCACACGUUAAACUGAGCGUCUGUCCAGGUGGUUUUCACCUGAGGCUGAGCUCGCCAACGUGGAUGUCAAAGUGCGUCCAUGCAGGUUAAAAUCAGCUCAAACAGCACCGAGUUACACACUUGAGACGUAAAAGCCAUGGAGCUCUGUCUGGUCCGUGAAGCAGAAAGGAAGACGUGUGUUUCCAUCGCUCAUUCAGACCAACAGCCAGCCUACGGACGCAGCACCAACCCCCCUGUAGACAGACGUGGACAUCUACUGAAGACUGUAGAUACAGCUUUCUAGUUUACUCUUGAGCUUUGCCUCAAAGCAUCGCCAUCGCUUCACUGUACAAAACUGGCUUACGUACGUGCGCGUGGAAGUUCCCAUACAUGUGAGGCAUGAGAUCCAUAACCAGUUGGCGCAGCAGCCAGCUCUCUGCUUUCCGACGGUUACGGUGGUAACCCUCCUGUUUUAAGUUUAGACUCUUCUACUUUUUCUUUCCCUCCUCUGUGUGUAUAUACAGUAUUAUGUUUCUACAGUAGAAUGUUGUAAAGUCAGCGAAUCCAUAAGCUCGUGUUUAUACAACUCCACAUUUAAAAAUUUAAACAGCAAAUGUAACUAUCAUGUUUGUACUUCCCUUCCCUGCGUCACGGGGAAUUAAGAUUCAAUCAUGAAUUAUGACACAGCAAUGUCCCGGUUUUUUUUCUAUUUUACUUUACUUUAUUAUGGCAUAAGGUAAUUGCAGUCAGUUUCUAAAAAAAAAAAAAAAUGAUAUGUAAUAAAGGUAUAUGAGAACAUGUUAACAAAAUAAAGUUGUUUGAAUUCAGUGUUCUGUAUUUGAAUGUGACUUGAGAUGUCGGGGCAAGUAACCUCUUUUCUUUUUCUUUUCUUUUUUUUUUUUGGAGAUAGCUUGGAACACACGGGAUCCUAUUGGUACUGUUGUGUUAAUCACCAUGUAACAUGCAAAUAAAAUAAUAUAUGUAUUGUUA
This is a messenger RNA of Stegastes partitus (bicolor damselfish), 5160 nucleotides long. It is a transcript of the gene lsamp, whose product is annotated as limbic system associated membrane protein. Bases 258 to 1271 code for a protein of 337 amino acids. The transcript is spliced from 8 exons. NCBI's taxonomy places the organism in Eukaryota, Metazoa, Chordata, Actinopteri, Pomacentridae. The record is from RefSeq and is a predicted model, not a curated record.